Molecule: messenger RNA, 2561 nt
Organism: Cotesia glomerata
Lineage: Eukaryota; Metazoa; Arthropoda; Insecta; Hymenoptera; Braconidae
Gene: nab
Product: NGFI-A-binding protein homolog
Exons: 11
Coding region: 394-2130 (578 amino acids)
Biological process (GO): negative regulation of DNA-templated transcription
Cellular component (GO): nucleus
Molecular function (GO): transcription coregulator activity; transcription factor binding
Source: RefSeq, a predicted model, not a curated record
GGGCUCUCGCGGUCUUUGCUUUCCUCGGCAAACAAUGUGUAGCACGCUAUCGUACGGAUUGCUUCGCUUACUCACAUCUUUAAUUCUUAAUUAACUAUCAUUAUCAUAAUCAUAGUCAUUAUUAUUAUUUUAUUAAUAAUAAUAAUUAUUUUUUUUAAUUUGAUUGUUUGAUUUUAUUUUCUGUUUUGUUUUUUUUUUUUUUUUUUAUUUUUAUUUUUGCUCCUGCACGAUUUGUUUAAAUUGAAUAAAGUGUGUUUAAGCUUUAAAAAGUGGGUUUAAUUUAACGAAUGUAGUUUGUUAGUUAGUGUAUGCUGCACGCGUGGAUAAAAUACCUUUAAAGUUUGUGUAGGUGCUAAUUAGCGGGGGUGUGUUAAGAGAGAGUGUGAAUGAUAAAUGGAGACGCGAGUGUGCGCUACCGGUAGCACGGUAUCCGGUGGAACGUCAGCGGAAACGGCGUCGAGAGGCGUCGCGACGCCCUCGCCCUCACCUGUGCCCUCGCUCCCAGCCUCCUCCGGGACCGCGAGUAUCGGUAUCACCGCCUCCGCGGUUCUAACUUCCGCGGGUUCUAUGCAAAGCUCAUCGAGUCCAGUGGUGUUACCAAGCCCGCCUGUUGUCUCUACCCACGCCAGUCUGCCCAAAAUACUCAGCAGAAAUGUCAACGGAACACUUGUCCAGACAUCUGUACCGCAAAACGAAGCCGAACUACAACUUUAUCGUGUUAUGCAACGUGCUUCUCUUUUAGGAUAUUAUGAUACGCUUUUAGAAAUGGGUGGUGACGAUGUACAACAACUUUGUGACGCUGGUGAAGAAGAGUUUCUAGAAAUAAUGGCAUUAGUCGGUAUGGCGAGUAAACCUCUGCACGUUAGAAGACUGCAAAAAGCUUUACAAGAAUGGAUAACAAACCCUUCGUUAUUUCAAACACCAGUAGUACCGUCUAACACGGCACCCACGAAGAGCGGUAGUUCGACAGGCGUACCGAUACCCGCGGCGAGCCCACGAACUCAUCAAACAAAUUCCUCAAUAUUUCCGCUGGCUCAAACAAGCCCGACAACACCGUUCUCCUCGACGACCCACGUGCCUCUUACACCGUUGCCUUGCAGAAGUGUUAGUCCUGUUACGCCGGUAACAACUGUUAUUGCACCUGCUGCCUCUACAUUUCGACACAGCCCGAGUCCCAAUACGCCGAUCGCUUACACGGGUUCUCACAGUCCCGGAGUGCUUCAAGUCGGAACCUGCGAGUCAUCCUGCGGAAGCGGUACAACACCCAGCCCGAGUGGUGGUGGAGGAGCACCACCUAGUCCCACACAAGUAACGCCGACGUUAUUGCCAUCGCAGGUACAGCGACUCGCGGAUGCAGCCGAAAGACUCGCCUGUAACUUGAGACCGUUGGACCCGAAACCUCACAAUGUUAAGAAAAAAAUUUGCAAAAAUCUCGAGCAGAUAGUUAUGGCGAUGCCGGAGAACGAUCCCAGGAGGAUGGAAGAGAUAAGAAAGUACGCGGCUAUUUAUGGACGGUUUGAUUGCAAAAGAAAACCCGAAAAACCGCUGACACUCCACGAGGUGUCUGUAAAUGAAGCUGCUGCGCAAAUUUGCCGGUUUGUUCCAGCUCUCCUGACCAGACGGGACGAAUUGUUUCCUCUGGCUCGACGUGUCGUUCGUGAUUCCGGAUACCACUACUCCAAAAGUCAAUUCCUAAUGACAAGACGCAGCGAAAAUGGGGACGAAGAGACUGAGAAAAUUAAGCGCCAGCAUCUCGACGCAGAUGCUGAGGGUGAGGACACAUCCCAGGCCGAGUUGGAUUUACGCUGUACCGGGACGGAUAUCAACAGUACUUUAAGACGACAUGCCUCCUCAAGUCCAGUUUGGAGGAAGAAGAGUAACAACGGUGUGUUUAUGACCAAUAUCGAAGAAGUCAGCGACACUGAUAGCCAAUUUUCAUUUUCUAAUGACGAAUCUUUGCAUGAUAUCAACGAAUUGGACACCGACAAUACGGAUAAAGAAAGUGAUUUUAAUUUAAAAGUAAUUGCUUCUCGGGGAGAUAACAUUAUUGCUGUAGCGAACCCAGCGCUGAUGGAAUGCAACCAUCCUACAAUAAAAAAAGAGCCUGAGGACGAGAAGUCAACAUUGUGAUACUAGAAAUAAAAUUCUUUAUCAUUUGAAAUUAUUAUUUCUCUAUUGACUAGCUAUAAAACAAUCAAAAUUAAAUAUUUUUUUCAAUACAACUGUUGUAAUUAUAAUGUGGUGGUUGUGGGUGAUUGCCAUGUGCGCGUUCACGUUAAUAAUUGCCCUCACCGUGGCCAUCAUCGAGUUUUUUCUUCUAAAACGUCCUCUAUCCCAUUUAAUGUAAAUUUUGACUUAGUUUUAUUAAAAUAAUGGAUUUUUUUUGUUUUUAUUGAAAUUGAUAAUAAUGUAGGGCCAAGCAAUAUGUAAAUAAACUAAAAAUUGUUUUUGUUUAUCCAUUGUCAUUAUUAAUUAAUUAUUAAGAGUAUCUUUUGAUUAUCAUUGAAGAGAAGUCUUCCAAAGCAUUAAUUUUUGUUUGCCAUUUUUCGAAAUAGAUUUAA